AAAAAAUUUAAAUUUGUGAUUUGAAGUAAAGAUUGUUCUAUCUUUAUAAAUUGUUGAGGAAAAACACUAGUUUAAAACAUUACUCAGAUACCUCAAAGAAGAGGAGAAAACAAAAUUGGUGCUCAAUUAGGUUUACAAAAGAUGAAUUUAGUGGAAACCCACAGUACAGCAAAAUAACAACAACAACUACCUGUGAAAUUAUGCAGACUUUAUCACUAUCUCGACAGAGAUAAGUGUAGCGAAUUUAGAUUAAAAAAAAAAGAAACAGUGAAUCAACUAUAGCAACUAAUAAGGGAAUUGUGCAAAGAAUACAGCAAAGUAGAUGAUGAAAAUUAUUCAUUCCCUUUGCAAGUAUUCUGAUUGUCUUCGAAAGGAAAUUUGGCAUUUUCAAUAUCGAAAACCAAUUAGAUUGAGCAACUGUACUUUUACUAGUUGUGCAAGUAUAAAUUCACUGGUUCUUGAUGGUUGUUAUGAUGAAGAAAAUGAAUAUUACUCAUCCAUUGGUCAUCCACGAGUAACGAAAGAUAAUGGAUAUUUCGAUUAUACGUAUUAUCUAAGUUUACUAGAUAGUUGCUUGAGUGAAGGGUCAAUUUUAGAUGCAAAGAAACUACAUGGGAAGUUGUUGAAAUUGGGAUUUGGUGUUGACUGUAGUGUUGGUGUUAGGUUUCUUGAUAUUUAUAUUGCUGCUGGAGAUUUAUCUAGUGCAUUGAAAAUAUUUGAUAAUUUGCCAAGUCGGAUUAGAAAUGUGUCUUGCUGGAAUGUAUUUUUGUCUGGUUCUUCACGGAUGAAAAGAAAUGAUGUAGUUUUUAAUUUGUUUUCUCGAAUGAUUAGAGAUGGAGUUAAUCCGGAUGAGUUCACGUUUUCUGGAGUUCUGCAAGCCUGCGGUGAUUGCAAGGUUGCAUUUUGUUUCCGGGGUGUUGAACAGAUUCAUGCUUUGAUUUUGCGCUAUGGUCUUGGCUUGCAGCUUAUUGUUUCUAACCGUUUGAUUGAUUUGUAUUCUAGAAAUGGAUUUGUAGAUUCUGCUAAGCAAGUCUUUGAGGAUAUGGUGGUAAGGGAUAGUUCAUCUUGGGUUGCCAUGUUAUCUGGUUUUUGUAAGAGCAACCGAGAAGAAGAUGCUAUUCUACUAUAUAAGGAUAUGCGUAAAUUUGGAGUUAUUCCGACUCCAUAUGUUUUCUCUAGUGUUAUAAGUGCAUUAACAAAGAUAGAAGCAUUUAAUUUGGGGCAACAGCUCCAUGCUAGUAUCUAUAGGUGGGGAUAUUUAUUUAAUGUUUUUGUAAGUAAUGCCCUUGUUACGUUGUAUUCUCGCUGUGGAUACUUAACAUUGGCCGAAAAAGUAUUUGUUGAAAUGCCACAGAAGGAUGGAGUUACCUAUAAUUCCCUAAUCUCUGGUCUCUCUUUGAAAGGAUUCAGUGAUAAGGCUCUGCGGUUAUUCGAGAAAAUGCAGUCAAGUUCGUUAAAACCUGACUGUGUUACAAUUGCAAGCCUCUUGGGUGCUUGUGCAUCGUUAGGAGCUAUUCAGAAGGGAAGACAACUGCAUUCUUAUGCAACAAAGGCCGGUCUAUGCUCAGAUAGCAUAAUUGAAGGUUCUUUACUUGACCUUUAUGUUAAGUGCUCUGAUAUUGGAACAGCCCAUAAAUUUUUCCUCGGAAGCCAGAUGGAAAACAUUGUCCUUUGGAAUGUGAUGCUCGUGGGUUAUGGGCAGAUGGGUGAUUUGGAUGAAUCGUUCAAAAUCUUUUCACAGAUGCAGUUUAAAGGGUUACAUCCUAAUCAAUACACAUACCCCAGUAUAUUGAGAACCUGUACAUCUGUGGGUGCUUUGUAUCUUGGAGAACAAAUACAUAGUCAAGUUUUAAAAACUGGUUUCUGGCAGAAUGUUUAUGUAUGUAGUGUGCUUAUAGAUAUGUAUGCCAAGCAUGAAAAAUUGGAUGCAGCGGAGAAAAUUUUUUGGCGUCUAAAUGAGGAAGAUGUUGUAUCUUGGACAUCUAUGAUUGCUGGCUAUGCUCAGCAUGACUUCUUUGUUGAAGCUCUAAAACUUUUUAGAAAAAUGCAAGACCAUGGUAUUCAAUCUGAUAACAUAGGAUUUGCAAGUGCAGUCAGUGCAUGUGCUGGCAUUCAAGCACUUGAUCAAGGGAGACAAAUCCAUGCCCAGUCAGUGGUGUCAGGCUUCUCAUUAGAUCAUUCAAUAGGCAAUGCGUUGAUUUUUCUUUAUGCUAGAUGUGGCAGAAUACAAGAUGCAUAUGAAGCAUCUGACAAAAUUGAUACAAAAGAUAUUAUUUCAUGGAAUGGCUUGGUAUCAGGUUUUGCCCAAAGUGGAUUUUGUGAAGAGGCAUUGAAAGUGUUUUCUAGAUUGCACAGAGACGGAGCGGAAGCUAACAUGUUCACAUAUGGGUCUGCUGUUAGUGCCGCUGCUAAUACCACUAAUAUUAAACAGGGGAAGCAGAUUCAUGCUAGAAUAAUAAAGACUGGUUAUAAUGCCGAAACAGAAGCUUCUAAUGUCCUGAUCACAUUGUAUGCAAAGUGUGGAAGCCUUGUAGAUGCCAGGAAAGAGUUUCUUGAAAUGCAAAAUAAAAAUGAUGUGUCGUGGAAUGCUAUGAUAACAGGUUAUUCUCAACAUGGACGUGGCAAUGACGCUAUAGAACUGUUUGAGGAGAUGAGACAUCUUGGUGUGAAACCAAACCAUGUCACCUAUUUGGGUGUUUUAUCAGCGUGUAGCCAUGUGGGUUUAGUGGACAAGGGGCUUUGCUAUUUCAAUUCAAUGAGUAAAGAUUAUGGUUUAAUGCCAAAACUAGAACAUUAUGCAUCUGUUGUAGACAUUUUAGGACGAGCUGGCCAUUUGCUGCGUGCAAUGAAGUUUGUGGAGACUAUGCCAAUAGAACCUGAUGCUAUGAUUUGGAGGACCCUCCUAAGUGCUUGCAUAGUUCACAAGAACAUUGAAAUAGGCGAAGAGACAGGUCACCGCCUCUUAGAAUUGGAGCCUCAAGACUCAGCAACUUAUGUUUUACUAUCAAAUCUAUAUGCAGUUCUUGGAAGAUGGGAUUCUCGGAACCAGACAAGACUACUGAUGAAAGAUAGAGGUGUUAAGAAAGAGCCAGGUCGUAGCUGGAUUGAAGUUAAAAACACUAUCCAUGCAUUUUUUGUUGGAGAUAGACUCCAUCCAUUAGCAAAUCAUAUCUAUGACUUUGUGGAGGAACUAAAUAAACGGGUAGUUAAGAUUGGUUAUGUCCAAGACAAUAAUAGUCUUUGGAGUGAUUUGGAGUUGGGACAAAAAGAUCCAACUGCUUAUAUCCACAGUGAAAAGUUAGCUAUUGCCUUUGGACUUCUAAGCUUGCCUGAAAUGAUUCCCAUACGAGUGAUGAAGAAUCUCCGCGUCUGCAGUGACUGCCACAACUGGAUAAAGUGUGUGUCGAAGGUUGCAGAUCGAGCCAUUGUCGUACGGGAUGCAUACAGGUUUCAUCAUUUUGCAGAUGGUGAAUGUUCUUGCAAUGAUUUCUGGUAAUUGGAACUAUUGAAGGGUUGCAGUGUGGUGAACUGCCAGUGUUUGAGAUUGAUGCUCUGGAUACCUUUAUCAAUAGAGGGAUUAACAUUUCAUCUUGAUGAUAUUUUUGGUUAGGUUUGUUAUGGCCUUGGUUCAGAAGUCAAUUUAUCUGCGGCCAUUCAGGUCAACUAUAGUCCGUAAUAUUCAUCUCUUUCCAACUAUCAAAAGUCCCCUAUAGUAUACUUCAGUGCCCAUUUUUUCAGAUCCGGCAAAACUACUGAUUUUAAUUGCAAUGAUUAAGCUUACCCUUUAAUUCCCCUUCAGGAAGCACAAUUACAAUUAGGUGUUAACUCUGCUGUAAAAAUAUAAAAAGAACGGUGUGCUAUCUUCUCAAUAAACUUACCAUAUUCUACAUUUGUUAGUUGUAAAGUGUGAAGCAUAUAUACUGCUAUGUCGAUGUUUGCAUAUUAUUUAGAAGUUGAUACCUCUGGGGUAUGUGAACUUCCUUCUUUUACAAUCAAUCAAAAGAUGAUUGGUUUGCCCAGACCAUCUGUAAACACAUCCCCUACUGAUCAGUAAGGUUGCAUGUACUUCUUGUUCUUGGUCUAGUAGUAAGAGCGUAGUACAUGAUGUGGAUUAGGUGCACAUAAGAAAUUCGAAUCCUCGACAGACAAAAGCCUAGUAUUUAAAUGUAGAUGGGUAGAAGGGCGGGUCCAUUGUCCAACAAAUGCCAAGGUUUGAACCAUACUCCAUGGACCCAGGUUAUUUCUCGGUUAUAUAGAGAAUAUCUCGAGUAGGUUUCAAGGUAGCCAAAAUAACCAUGAUUCCAUGUCUCUGUUCCGUUUGUGGCAACCUCGCCUUCUAGCCCCUCUUUCUUUUUGUGUCAAUCUGGCAUGAAACUCUUUUGAGAAUAUAUUUUGACAUAUUUAUUUAGCAUACAUUAACAUAUUUACAUGGUUGGUGCUGUCAACUGCAGUGCAUUAGUUUCAAACAACUGGAUCAAAAACUGUUUCAUGCGUCCUCCCUGGUGAUAGAUGUUGAGCAUCCAGAUAAAAAUGAAAAACCGAAGGAUCGGAAGAGUAAGCUGAGGUGAAGUUCACAAUUAUGAGCCACAACGUGAAAGGACCAACUGAUUAUGUAGCUGAACUGGUUAGUAUAUUACAUUACCAUUAUUUGGUACGUUCACGGCAUUUUUUCUAAAGACAGUGGUGUCUGGGCCAGCUUGACGCACCUAGAUUAUUCCACUGGGUACAUGCUACCUUCCACCAACACAUGUACUACUAUGCGUCCAAGGCUUAAGUGGAGGAAAAGAAAUCAGCGGACUGCUAGGAAUCACCAAUAUAUUUUUCAUCAUAUGGUAAACAACAUAAGUUUCGGAGGAAAAGCUGUUCAACAUUACUCAUUCAUUGCCUGGUUUGAAACUGCUGGCUAUCUUUCUCGAUAGGAAAAAUCCUAACCAGUAAGCUGAGAUCAUUAUAAUAUAUUAACAGGCAUCCAAAUUAUGAUUCCAUCUUUCUCAUUAGCUUGUACCUUAUAAUUGUGGAAGUGCAUCCUUUGUAUAAGGACUGUAGGGUGAGAAAUGAGGUUGAUAAAAUGCUACUUGAAGUAUUUUAUUUCGUGAAUGAUUUUGCAAAACUGAAACUCCAGUUGCCAGAGGCAGAUGAUGCUGUUGAGGCUCACAAGAAAAAUGUGGAGGAUGCAAACAAAGAUUAAUGAUGAAGGGCAUGUCAGACAUGGAUGAGUGAGCUACCAUUUUCAGAUACAGAACUAACCUUCAACCACAGACUUCCACUUGUGGAAUUGCCCUUUCACUGAAACCAAACAAAUACAUAAAUUUAUCCAUCUAGAGAAGGGGAGGGAGCAUAUGUGAAGCUUUGACGCGAAGAUAAAGAUGUUUAUGAGACUUUGUACAUGCUAUAAGGCAUAUAUGCCUUGUUUUUUAAAUCCUAAUCCUCAGAAAACUUUAAUUUC
Messenger RNA from Capsicum annuum, 5446 nucleotides. Its product is annotated as pentatricopeptide repeat-containing protein At4g13650. NCBI's taxonomy places the organism in Eukaryota, Viridiplantae, Streptophyta, Magnoliopsida, Solanales, Solanaceae. The transcript has 4 exons. The record is from RefSeq and is a predicted model, not a curated record. The coding region runs from base 323 to 3496 and encodes 1057 amino acids. Gene Ontology annotation, biological process: RNA modification. Gene Ontology annotation, molecular function: zinc ion binding; RNA binding; protein binding.